GGUCACGUCUCCCUAUUUGAUAUCUUUCUCCAGAGUUAGGGAGACAAUCCUCCGCAACUCCCGCUCAAAGUCUUUCCCCUCCCCCUUUCCAUUUCACCCUUUCAUUGAAAUUUUUAGCAGAAUAUCAGCCUUAUGAGUCCAAAGGGUAAUUUGCAAUUCUUAAAUUGGCCGCGACUCUACACCUAUCCCUACCUUGAUCAGAAGUUUAUAUUGCCCUACCCGAGAUAUGGCGGAGGACAGCGGCCAGCUAAAAACGCCUAAUGCCCGCAUCCUCAAGAAAUCAACUCCUAGCACCCAAAAUAUGAAGAGCCAAAAGUCAAUCCUAGGCUUCUUUCAGAAAUCUUCACCGUCGACUUCUGCUACCUCCCCUACUCGCCGGAACGAUGCAAGCCAGGAAUCAGUAUCCUCUCCUGCUCAGCGAGCGGCCUCAGACCGGAAAUCCCGCCAGAACCCUGAAUCAAGAUUUAGAACUGAUACGCCAAGAUCAUUGGAUAUUGGAGGGAAUAUGAAUGUCACCACUGGUGGGCAGAACAUCACCCCGGUUCCAAGCAGUGAUGUACCCGGGUAUGAUGAAGAGGAUGCUGGGGUGGAUGUUUCAUCUGUAGUAAAGGAUGGCGAGAAGGCGAAGGUUGGGGAUGAAGGCGCUGAUCGAAGCUCGGUCACACCUACACGUCGGGCGAAGAAAGUUGUUCAGAGCUAUCUAGAAUCAGAUGAGGAGGACGUCUUGCAGAUCCACAGAAAAUCUAACAGAGGAAGGUCCCUUAAAAGGAGAAAAACCGCUGUCUCCUCGAGUGACGAAGAUGAAUUCAAGGAUGACCACGAGUUUUCGGACGAUGACCUGGACGAUUUCGUUGUCCCGGAUGAUUCUGAGGAUGAAGUGAAGCCAUCAAAAAAGCGCAAGCGGCCUUCUAACGUUACUGCCAAAGUAUCUUCCUCGAAAUCAACCCCAGCACAAGACGAUGACCUUGAUCUCGACCUUCAAGAUGCUUGUGCUGGUUCUGCCUUGAAAUGGACUUACGACCCUAACGACACGGAACCGCCAAAACCACGGGCUGCUGUCACAAGGAAUGCUGUACCAGGGGAGAAGAAAAAGGUGAAGGCGCAUAUGAGUGAGCCUGAGCAACGGUAUCCUUGGCUGGCAAAUAUUACGGACAUUGACCGAAAUCCCCCUGGUCAUCCUGACUAUGACCCCCGGACCAUUUACAUCCCUCCUCUGGCGUGGUCGAAGUUCUCACCCUUUGAAAAGCAAUACUGGGAAAUCAAACAAAAAUUCUGGGACACAGUGGUAUUUUUCAAGAAGGGCAAAUUUUACGAACUCUACGAAAAUGAUGCUACUAUUGGACAUCAGCUCUUCGAUCUUAAACUCACAGACCGUGUGAAUAUGCGAAUGGUUGGCGUGCCAGAAAUGAGCUUAGAUCAUUGGGCGAAUCAAUUUGUUGCUAAGGGCUUCAAGAUCGCGCGGGUAGAUCAAAGCGAGAGCGCCCUAGGUAAAGAGAUGCGGGAGAAGCAGGGUAAAACCAAUGGUACGCCAGGGAAGCAAGACAAAAUCAUCAGGCGUGAAUUGGCCUGUGUCCUUACUUCUGGGACCCUUGUGGAUGGGUCAAUGCUUCAAGAUGAUAUGUCAACUUAUUGUGUGGCUAUCAAGGAGGCGUUGGUCAAUGAUCUGCCGGCGUUCGGUAUUGCUUUCGUCGAUACUGCUACCGGCCAGUUUUAUUUAGCAGAGUUUAUUGACGACGUCGAUAUGACGAAGUUUGAGACGUUUGUUGCCCAAACCCGACCCCAAGAAUUACUUCUUGAGAAGUCUGUCAUGUCUACCAAGGCUUUGCGGAUCCUCAAAAAUAACACUGGGCCGACUACCCUCUGGAAUUAUUUAAAGCCCUGCAAAGAGUUCUGGGAAGCCGAUAUUACAGUGCGCGAGCUUGAUGCUAGUAAUUAUUUUGUUUCGGAUGAUGGCGACAACAUCGAAGCCUGGCCAGAAGCAUUACGACACGCACGGGACAAAGAAUUCGUCAUGUCAGCGUUUGGAGCUUUGGUACAAUACUUAAGGAUGCUGAAAAUCGAACGAGAUUUGAUCACAAUCGGAAACUUCACCUGGUAUGAUCCGAUCAAGAAGGCAACCAGUCUGGUGCUGGACGGCCAGACUUUGAUAAACCUCGAAAUAUUCUCCAAUUCAUUUGACGGAGGUCAAGAGGGAACUCUCUUUCAACUCCUCAAUCGGUGCACUACACCUUUCGGAAAAAGAAUGUUCAAACAAUGGGUUUGCCACCCAUUGAUGGAUACCAAGAAGAUAAACGCACGACUUGAUGCUGUUGACGCUUUAAACGCAGACAGGAGCAUCCAAAACCAAUUCUCAUCGCAGUUGACCAAGAUGCCUGAUCUUGAGAGACUCAUUUCUCGGGUCCACGCCAGAAGCUGCAAAGCUCAGGAUUUCCUUCGUGUUCUUGAAGGAUUCGAGCAGAUUGAUUACGCGAUGGGUCUCCUGAAAGAGACUGGACCCGGAGAGGGAGUCAUUGGACAACUAGUCGCUUCAAUGCCCGAUUUGAGUGGUCAUUUGCAGUACUGGAAAACUGCCUUUGAUCGUACCAAAGCUAAAGACUCUGGUAUUCUUGUACCAGAGGCCGGCGUCGAGGAAGAUUUCGAUGCUUCUCAUGACAGAAUCUCUGAAAUAGAAAGUGAUCUCGAUCAACUCCUCAAAAAAGUUAGAAAGCAGCUGGGUUCGAAUGCCAUCGUUUAUCGGGAUAACGGAAAAGAAAUAUAUCAACUCGAAGUGCCAAUCAAAAUCAAAAACGUCCCAAAAAGCUGGGAUCAAAUGUCAGCGACGAAGCAGGCGAAACGCUUCUAUUUCGCUGAGUUACGCAGCCUUAUCCGCGAGCUUCAGGAAGCACAGGAGACUCAUAGCCAGAUCGUCAAGGAGGUUGCAGGUCGGUUCUAUGCUCGAUUCGACGAAAACUACUCGACGUGGCUAGCAGCCGUGAGAGUCAUUGCACAACUUGAUUGUUUGAUUAGUUUAGCGAGAGCAUCCUCAGCUUUGGGAUACCCGAGCUGUCGCCCAGUGUUUGUGGAUGAUGAACGUAGCGUCCUAGAGUUCGAAGAACUUCGACAUCCAUGCAUGCUGCCCAACGUGGGCGACUUUAUCCCCAAUGAUGUAAAGCUGGGAGGAAAUUCUCCAAAUAUCAACCUACUCACUGGUGCUAACGCUGCCGGUAAAUCCACGAUAUUACGCAUGACUUGCACAGCCGUAAUCAUGGCGCAAAUCGGUUGCCACGUUCCCUGCAAAUCCGCCCGCCUAACACCCGUCGACCGUGUCAUGUCCCGUCUCGGUGCCAACGACAAUAUUUUCGCAUCACAGUCAACUUUCUUUGUUGAACUGUCUGAAACCAAGAAGAUCUUGUCGGAAGCCACACCUCGCUCCCUAGUUAUUCUAGACGAACUGGGUCGCGGGACAAGCUCGUAUGACGGCGUGGCGGUGGCCCAAGCUGUUCUUCACCAUGUUGCAACUCACAUUGGAGCGCUGGGCUUUUUCGCGACCCAUUAUCACUCACUCACUGCUGAAUUCGAAGGGCAUCCUGAGAUAGCCCCGCGACGAAUGCGCAUCCAUGUGGAUGACGAAGAGAAGCGUGUUACGUUCCUAUAUAAACUCGAAGAUGGUGUUGCGGAAGGAAGCUUCGGCAUGCACUGUGCUUCCAUGUGCGGCAUUCCGGACAAGGUGGUUGAGCGAGCAGAAGUUGCCGCGAAGCAGUGGGAGCAUACCAGCCGGUUGAAAGAAAGCCUUGAGCGCAGGAAAGGGGGUGGGCUCAUUGGUUUGGGAUGGUGGAGUGAUGUUGCAUGGGUGCUGAAAGAUAAGAGUAAUGUGGAGGCGGGAGACGGUCAAGGUGCUAUAACUGAAAGGGGUAUGGAUGUUCUGCUCAAGGCUAUCAAAAAUUUGUAGCCUCCAGGUGGUCUCUGCACCCCUCUUGAUCAUUUCACUUCUUUUGCGCAAGUAUUUUCUCGAUUGUUUCAAGCUCAUUCCUGAAUAAUUUACCUCCGGGUGGUGGGUAAUAUCUUGACGCUAUCUAUUUUGUCCGUUUCUGGCGUUCCUAGUUUUAUUUUCAUAUUUUAUUAUUAACCCCUCAUUAUACUUCCACCCUAUCUUUAUUCCCUGUGAGCUGCGUACGAUUAUCAUCAUAGACAAACGAUAGAAAUAUUUUUUUUGUUUUAUUCUCAUUGAAUAUUUCAAGUGUUAACUGAGGUUUCUAUCUCGUCGCUUAGUCUUUUUUAUUCCUAAGCACCCUCUGUGCCUUUCCAAGCGGAUGCCUUGUACCCGACGAUGUGUUCCACAUACUCCUCCCCAGCACCGACCCACCCCUUAAUCCCUCCCUCCAAUACCAGACUCUGCAUUCCUCCAGCACUUUCACCCUCUUUCUCCAGGAUAUAAUCUGCAAACCAACCGCUUGUGCGGGUUCCGCGUCCGCGGGAUGAACCUGAAUGAAUCAAUGACAAACUCGAGAAAAAGUGAGAGGCUGGAGUGGAAUGAUAAAUGAUAACAUAUAAAUAGAUAAAAUUAAAAGAAAAAUGCAAGGGCCAUACGAACCGCAAUACCAGAUGACCUUCUUAACACCGGCCUGCUUGAAGAUCGAGUAUACAGUGGGAAUGGACGGGUAGAGGCUUUGGGCAGGGAGGUUUAUGGAUGUGGAUAUUGUGCCGCCCUGAAUAUAUAUAUAUAUACAUAUUCAUGUAUCUGUUAAACUCUUUGUGGUUCAAGUUUGUUGAACAACCCCUUUUCCCUUCUUUUUCCUCCUGUAGAGUCGACCGUAGAUCUCCCCCACUUGAAUAGGAAGGCCUAUAUCAGGCUGGCUGGACCUCGCCUCACUCAAUAGAUCACAUGAAAGACUCAAGUUCAGGAGAGACAUGCGAUCUCUCAUCCUGUCUACAUUGCGAAAAUUCGGUACAUCAAACAUGAACAAAAGAGAAACGACAGUUAAAAUCUACCAAACAUACCUCAUGGUCCGCCCUUCUCACAUCAAUCAGCACAAAGUCUACCAGCGAACUCUUUUUCGAGACAUCCUUCAACCACCCAAGAACUUCUGAGCGUGAAAUGGCUGCAGCUUUGGUCCUUGGUGCUGGGAAUGCUUCAUGCCAGGGGGUUUCUUGCGUUGGCGCUGGAGCUGGAGCUGCUACUGCUCCUGUUGUCAUGGUCGAACGCGGGCAGAUGCGAGAUAUAUAUAUAUUAUUAAGGGAGUGAAGGUUGUUGGGUGGAGUAUUCGAC
Messenger RNA from Blastomyces dermatitidis ER-3, 5245 nucleotides. Its product is annotated as DNA mismatch repair protein MSH6. Gene Ontology annotation, cellular component: nucleus; MutSalpha complex. Gene Ontology annotation, molecular function: mismatched DNA binding; ATP binding; ATP-dependent DNA damage sensor activity. NCBI's taxonomy places the organism in Eukaryota, Fungi, Ascomycota, Eurotiomycetes, Onygenales, Ajellomycetaceae. The record is from RefSeq and is a predicted model, not a curated record. Bases 227 to 3928 code for a protein of 1233 amino acids. The transcript is spliced from 5 exons. Gene Ontology annotation, biological process: mismatch repair.